Messenger RNA from Geodia barretti, 1005 nucleotides. The record is from the annotation of a GenBank genome assembly. NCBI's taxonomy places the organism in Eukaryota, Metazoa, Porifera, Demospongiae, Tetractinellida, Geodiidae.
AUGGAACUUUCAGGAGCACAAAUCCUGGUUGAUAGUCUCAAACGGGAAGGUGUCGAAUAUAUCUUCGGCGUGAACGGUGGCGCAGCGAUGCCGAUUUUCGAUGCCCUGUACGGUGAGACAGAAGUCAAAUUGAUUCCGAUGCGGCAUGAGCAAGGGGCUUCCCACGCCGCUGAUGGUUAUGCACGCGCCACCGGAAAUGUCGGUGUCGUACUCGCAACCUCCGGUCCCGGUGCAACCAAUCUCGUCACAGGGAUCGCUACCGCCUAUAUGGAUUCCAUUCCGAUGUUGCGAUUACUGGACAGUUACAAGCCACAAGUUCAUGGUGAUCCGGCGCAAAUUGCCAAGGCAGUAGCACUGAUUAAAGAAGCCAAAUGUCCCAUGAUUUAUGCCGGUGGCGGUGUGGUCCUUGCCAACGCCAGCGAGGAACUACAACAGUUUACCCUUAAUACGCAGAUCCCAAUUACCGUUACCUUGAUGGGGCUUGGCGCGUUCCCUGAGACACAUCCGUUGGCGAUGGAGAUGCCCGGCAUGCACGGCUCUUGUUGCGCAAAUUACGCCUUCACCGAUUCAGACCUUGUUAUUGCUGUCGGUGCGAGAUUUGACGACCGCGUUACAGGUGAUCUCGGUAAAUUCGCACCUAAUGCUAAGAAAAUCCAUAUCGAUAUCGACGCGUCCUGUAUCGGGAAAAAUGUACCUAUAGAUGUCCCGAUCGUCGGCGAUGCGAAAAAUGUCCUAACGGAACUCAACAAACAGGUCAGUACAGCGGAUAUUGAUCCGUGGCGCGACCAGAUUCAGGAGUGGAAGCAGAAGUACCCGUUUGAAUACGAGCAAAAAUCCGAUAUAGUCAUGCCCCAAUUCGUUAUUGAGAAAAUCUACGAACAUUACAGCGAUGCUAUUGUUGUCGCGGAUGUCGGUCAACAUCAGAUGUGGGCAGCACAAUACUUCAAGUUCACUGAACCUCGACAGUGGCUCAAUCUCUGGCGGUCUCGGCACAAUGGGCUUUAG